Messenger RNA from Selaginella moellendorffii, 1714 nucleotides. RefSeq lists its product as uncharacterized. Gene Ontology annotation, cellular component: endoplasmic reticulum. The transcript has 2 exons. Gene Ontology annotation, molecular function: ubiquitin protein ligase activity; ubiquitin-like protein conjugating enzyme binding. Lineage: Eukaryota; Viridiplantae; Streptophyta; Lycopodiopsida; Selaginellales; Selaginellaceae. The record is from RefSeq and is a predicted model, not a curated record. Gene Ontology annotation, biological process: ubiquitin-dependent protein catabolic process. Bases 335 to 1627 code for a protein of 430 amino acids.
CGAGCGAUGAAUUAGGGUUCUUAGUUCUUCUUCCUGAGAGGAGCGGGAGAUGAUCGAGGCCUGGGGGAUUUUGCGGCCAGAAUGGGCCUGCUACUGUGGAACAAGCUCGUCGCGACGGUCGCGUCGGGGAUCGCCGCGGGCGCCGUGUACGUGACCGCCAAGCUCACAUUCUCGCUCUUCGUUUGGGGGCUCUACGCAGGCGCGGCAUUCCUCUCGGCAAAGCUCCUGUUUGGAAGAUUGAGCGGCGGCGGCGGCAGUCGGCCUCCAUUCUGGUAAAGAAUCUCUCGCAAGCGCGACACUAGGGUUCUCGUAAGCGAAGCGCCAAGAUUUCUUGAUGGAUCAUCACCCACACUACUACCGAGGACGCGAUGGAUUGCCGCAUUUCGCCGCCAUGGACUCGCUGGAUCUCAAUCUCCACCUAGCGCCGCCCCCAGCAGCCGUGCAUCCGGCCGCGACGCCGCCAUAUCCACUGUGGCAGCCAUCGCGAUCGGAGCUCAUGGGCCACGGCAUGUUUAACUUCCAGCCUCUGCCGACGCCACAGCCGAUCUGGACGAGGUUCUUCCUCGAGUAUCCGCCCAGCCCCAGCCCGCCAUCGCCAGGGGAGAUCGACUUUAGCAACCCGUACCACUACCACGACUACCACCACGAACACCACUCGCCCUUCUGGGGGAUGGAUUUCUCCGACGUUGACUCUGGGCAGGAGCUCGACCUGGAUCUCUCGCCGCUCCUCCACGAUCACUUUCUCCGCGAGGAAGACGACGAGCUGGAAGCGGCAUUGCUCGAGGGAGAAGAGCAGCACCCUCAAGAAGAUGGCGAUCGAGAUCACGAGCACGAUUGGUGGGGCGCCAGGAGCAGCAGCGCUGCUACGACCACCAGAUUGAAUUCAAGCGGCAGAGCGACACCGGCAGCAGCAGUGGCGGCGGUGGCUGCCACUGAAGCUCCACAGUCAUCGUCCUCAAAGUCUCAAUAUCUCCCGAGGAAGAAGAACAGCGCGUCAGCUUCUUCGCUGGAUUUGAAUCCCCAGCAGCACCAGCAGCAGCAGCAGGAUGAAGAUCAAAGCCAGGCCAAGCUACUCUGCGACGAUCAAGAGCAACAGCAGCAGCGAUCCGGAUCCGGGAAGGAGUUCUUCUUCGAUUGCAACGUUUGCUUCGAUGUGGCGAGCGAGCCGGUGGUGACGAGCUGCGGCCACCUCUUUUGCUGGCCCUGCCUCUACCAGUGGCUCCACGUCCACUCCCACAACGACGAGUGCCCGGUCUGCAAGGGCGCCGUCUCGGACGCUGACGUCAUACCCAUCUACGGCCGCGGCGGCGACGGCGGCGCCAGCGUGGAGCGAUCCUGCCCAUCUGCCAACAUAUUCGCGCAGCACAUCCCGGCCCGGCCGCGCGCCCGCCGGGCCGACUCGGUCCGGCUGCGCCAGCCUGGCACCGACGUGGCGCUGGCGGAGAUGCUGAGGUGGCGGAGAUUCAUGCGCAUGUGGCACCAGCACACCAGCCGUCUGAUGCUGGAAAGGCGUGGCGCGAUCGACGGUGGGGGGCGGCCGGCGAUGGCGCCGGCGUCCAUGAUCGACCAGCUCCACCACCAGUGGCCAUACAAUGUGGCCAGUACGGAACUAGAGCGGCGGAUGUAAGGAGAGAGCCAGGGAAUAUGCUUCGGGUGGAUAUGAAACGCCGGUUUCUAUUUUGUUAUUUGAAUUGGCCGGGAUUUGGUGGGAAAA